Messenger RNA from Telopea speciosissima, 812 nucleotides. RefSeq lists its product as uncharacterized. Bases 38 to 769 code for a protein of 243 amino acids. Lineage: Eukaryota; Viridiplantae; Streptophyta; Magnoliopsida; Proteales; Proteaceae. The transcript is spliced from 4 exons. The record is from RefSeq and is a predicted model, not a curated record.
UUCCCUUUCCAAAUAAGAACAACUACCCUGUCUACCCAUGGAGUUGAACACCUCCUCCAAGCUCAUUAUCCUCCUUUCUCUUCUCAGUUUUCUCCUACCAUCACACGCCAAAACUAUAGUGGUGGAUGAAUCUGCAGAAUGGACAAAGCCUAAUGUCCAUAUAAACGACUCUCUGAUUUUCAAGUACAAAAAUGGCUACAAUCUCUACAUUUUUCAUGACAGAAGAGCCUUCAGUCUCUGCAACUUCACUCAAGCUACACUUGUCAGCAAACCCAACUCGACCUCCUUCACGUGGCACCCAAGUCGCUCUGGUUUCUUCUUCUUUUCUUACAACUUCAACAACGGUUCUCUCGAGGCUUGUAAAGAAGGUGAGAAGCUAGCCAUUAAGGUUACUCCACCCCCAGCUGUGUCUCUGUCGCCGGAGCUUUCACCACAAGCGUCACCGUCGCCGAGUUCCGGUGGGUUUUUUCCCUCCACUCCGGCCUUCCGGUUGCCGUUCCGUAAUCGCCAACAUCACCGUCAAGUGAGUUCACCAAUUCAGGCACCGAGUGCAACCCCUCCGCACAAGAUUCCGUCCAUGGUUCCGGACAGUGGUGGCGGCAUUCCUUUCAUUAACAGUAAUCCGGCGGUGCCUCUUCCUACUGGUCAAGCUAACUCUGCUACAAUACGACCAAUACCCACUUCUGGUCAUGAAGAAGGAAAGGUUCAUUUGGUGGGGUUCCUUGCACUUCAAAUUCCUCUCUGCUGCUUUUUUUGGGUUAUGCUGUAAAUCUGUAAUAGAUGUUGAAGAAUUGGGUUCUGUUAAUUCAUUC